AUGAAUAACUCGGGGUCCGAUUUUUCCUGCCUUCGGCGGCAGUUCCUCCUCCGCUUCGUUACUCUACUGCACACGCGGCUUUGCUCUCGGCCCUCGAUUACUCCGGCCUAUCACCCUGGGAUGCCGCCUGCCGCCGCCACAGCCGCGGCUGCCGGGCUUGUGGGAUUCGCGGCGGAGUCGGAGCCGGACCCCGAGCAGCGGCGAGAGCCGUGGCCUGAGAGUUACAGGGGCGGGCCGGCUCAUUCCUGGGGGAGUGGACACUCGGAGCCCCUGAGGCGGCGGCGGCUGCGGCGGCGGCGGGAGCCGGUCAAAGGGGGCGGCCCCUGGCGGCGACGCCCCCAGCCCAGCCCUGCCUGGCCCCACUCCAUCCCCAGCCCCGGCCCGAUCGGCCCGCGGGUGACGCCGGCUGGGGCACAGAAAGGCGGCUCCGAGGGGGCGGGCGGGCGAUCAGCCCCUCCCGGGUCCUUCCACGUCCCCUCCCGGGAGGGACCCAUACCUGAGCCCGGACCCACCCCCACCCGGGGCCACGCUGGAUCCGCCUCCCGGGCUGGGUCCCGCCCGCCGGCUGCAGGUGGGCAGCAGCGCCCGAGCCGCGGGCAGUGGGCGGCGGGGAAGGAGGUGAGCCGCGUCCGCGCCGGCUGCCGCUCGGGUCCUUGCCCCCGCUGCUGCGCUCUCCUCCUCCCCUUCCCGCAG
Messenger RNA from Eubalaena glacialis (North Atlantic right whale), 693 nucleotides. Its product is annotated as collagen alpha-1(III) chain-like. The annotation marks the transcript as partial. The transcript is spliced from 2 exons. The record is from RefSeq and is a predicted model, not a curated record. NCBI's taxonomy places the organism in Eukaryota, Metazoa, Chordata, Mammalia, Artiodactyla, Balaenidae.